CAACCACUGACUCCCAUCUGCUCUGACCACAGCCAGGGGCCACAUCCCACUGCCUGCCCAGCGCCCACCCAUGGAGGUGACCACUGUGUUCCCACCUCCUGCCUCACCCACCGAGGGAGAUGAUCUCUGUGAGAUUGAUGUUACUGAUGUGGCCAUAGACAGUGUGACACUGCUCAUCUGCCUCUGCGGGCUGGUUGGGAACGGGACUGUCCUCUGCCUUCUCCAAAGGAACCCCACCACCUUUUACAUCAUCAACCUGGCCUUUGCCAACUUCACCUUCCUCCACUUUGUGGUCCCUUCCACUCUGCUCUACCUGAAGGAGGAAUUGUCCUGCUCCACUAUCAUGCCCCUGGUGUUCCUGAGGGCUCUUUUCCCACUCCUGCUGUUCUCCUACAACCUGGGGAUGUACCUGCUGACAGCCAUCAGCAUUGACAGGUGUAUGUCUAUCCUCUACCCACUCUGGUACCGCUGCCACCGUCCCAAGUGCCUGUCAUGGGUGGUGUGUGCCCUGCUCUGGGCAUUGUCCAUCGCUGUCAUUGCCAUGGUGACUUCCCUGUGCCUGUCACACCAGCACAAGCACUGCCAGGUGUCUCUCACCUCCAUGUACGCCCUCAACCUCUUCCUCUUUGCCCCAGCCAUGAUCAUUUCCAGCACAGUCCUCCUCAUUAAGAUCAAGUGUGGCUCCCAGCAGCAGCAACCCAAGAGACUCAACACUGUUACUUUCCUCGUUGUGCUCUUUUUCCUUCUCUUUGCUCUCCCGCUCAGCCUCUCCAAUUUCCUACAGCAGCUCGGCUACACCGCUGUGUCCUCCCAGGUGGUUUUCCUACUCACCUGCAUCCACAGCACCAUCAACCCCUUCAUCUACUUCUUGGCAGGGAGGUGCUGGAGGUGCUGCUCCUUGGAGUCCCUCCGGCUCUCCCUCCAGAGGAUCUUUGAGGAGCCAGAAGAAAACACUGCCCACAGCAAUGAAGCCACCAUGGACACAGCCAACCCAGCCUGUUGAUCCCUUCCACUGCUCUGCUGAAGGACCUUGGCACAGAGGCUGAGGGUUUACUUGAGCCACCGGAUUAAUAAAUAUCCACAGGAUCACCCUCUCUGUGGUGCUGUAAUCCCGCAGGAAAAGGGAACAGGGGCAUUGCUGAGGGCCGUGUGGGAUGGAUGCUCUGUGGGGAGCACAUUUCCUCCUCUCUCACACCUCCUAGAGCACUAUUUCCCCAAACAGACCCUUCCCAACACGGCUGUGAUCCCAAAAUCCCCCUGGCACCUGGUUCCUGCAUCCCACUGUGGUCUGAUAUCAAAAAACAGCUUUGUUAAUGCUGAGCUGCCUUGGCCCCCUCUCCCCGCACUUC
Poecile atricapillus (Black-capped chickadee) is the source of this 1349-nucleotide messenger RNA. Its product is annotated as proto-oncogene Mas-like. The record is from RefSeq and is a predicted model, not a curated record. The coding region runs from base 71 to 1003 and encodes 310 amino acids. Gene Ontology annotation, cellular component: membrane. The transcript has a single exon. NCBI's taxonomy places the organism in Eukaryota, Metazoa, Chordata, Aves, Passeriformes, Paridae. Gene Ontology annotation, molecular function: G protein-coupled receptor activity. Gene Ontology annotation, biological process: G protein-coupled receptor signaling pathway.